Molecule: messenger RNA, 1080 nt
Organism: Lineus longissimus
Lineage: Eukaryota; Metazoa; Nemertea; Pilidiophora; Heteronemertea; Lineidae
Product: adipokinetic hormone/corazonin-related peptide receptor variant I-like
Exons: 1
Coding region: 1-1080 (359 amino acids)
Biological process (GO): G protein-coupled receptor signaling pathway
Cellular component (GO): membrane
Molecular function (GO): G protein-coupled receptor activity
Source: RefSeq, a predicted model, not a curated record
AUGACAAACGAUACAUCUCCAAAUGUAACGGAAACUACAAAAGAGCCGGAGGUGAUUCUGAUGGAAAACUUGACCAGAGCAGUUCAACUCUAUGUCCCACCUGUGAUUAUUGUCCUUGGUGUGGUUGGGAACAUCCUAGCCUACAUGGUGAUGCGACAGCCACAAUAUGACCGUUCCUCGUCUUCAUACUUCAUGAAGGUGCUAGCCAUCCUGGACACAAUCAUUUUGGUGGUACGGUACCUCCAGAGAUACAUCUAUAUGGUAAAUCCGACCCUUGUGUGGGAGAAAAAUCAAAUUGCUACUAUUUUCUGUAAGGAGUUCUUAUUCAUUACGUUCUUUUUCAUGAAUUUGACCCAUUGGGUUUUGGCAGUGAUGGCUGUUGACCGUCUCAUUGGAAUUAUGUUCCCACUGAAGGCGCUCGUGUGGUGCUCCGUGAAGCGAUCUCGUGCAUAUAUCAUUGGUCUCGCCAUAGUCUUCGGUGUUGUCCAUUUUCCAGUUUGGUGGAAGGAGUAUGAUGAUAGGAGGGGAACAACAUUGCGUACACUUUGUCAGAUCAGUGGAAUAUUUGCCUGGUACAAUGAUGUGAAUGAAGACAUUUAUUAUUUCGGUGGAUAUUUCGCACCUGUCCUUGUCCUUCUUGUGGCAAACAUUGGAAUCGUCAUAUCUGUUAAGAAGUCUGGUAGACGGCGAAACACCAUGACAACAAAUAUGCAAGGAUACAACCAAAAACAAAAUGACAAGGAAAGGCACAUUCUAAUCAUGCUUAUGCUGGUAACUUGGGCAUUCAUUUUCUUCCUCCUGCCACUUGUUUGGGAUUAUUUCUUCUGGGAGGUUUGGAAGCCUCUGAAACUUGAGGGGAAAGUUGUUGCCAUAAGACUGAGUUUGUACGAGUGUCUUAGGGUUUGGCAGAUGUUCAACCAUGCAGCCAAUUUCUACCUGUACUGUUUGGGAUGUGAGCGGUUCCGCCGUCACCUCCAUAGGACAUUGUUCGGACACUGCUGCCAAGGACAAUCCUCUGAAGUCAAGACACUCAAAUACGUACGUAGUAUCUCGGGUUCUCUCGGGAAAGAUGUGUCUUAG